AUGGCUUCUCCAAGCGAAUCAAGGCCCACGAAAGGAAGACCCGGGCGUCGUCGCCUUCCACGUCUCGCCCAAGGGCCCUCAUUGCAGUUUGUCACUGCCACUCAUCCAGACGAUUUUAGAGCUGGGGAGGUUAUGAGGAAUAUACGAUCACACGUCAUGUACAAACAUCGAGAGAACAGUGGAUCCUCGCCCACGGACUUGGGCAGCAGCCGGAGAGGCCCACGUAAUACGACACAUUCCUCAAGCCUGACAAGAACUGGCUCAACUACCAUGAGGCAGUACGAUACCAGCUGGGGGCGGGAUUCCCACGAUGUCCAGACUCCUUCGCCGUCCACAAAUCCGGUGCGAAGGCUUGCUGCUCAGAUACUUACCGGAGCAAGAUCAGUGCCUACUCGCAGCGCGUCCCCGAUUUGCGAAAGGGCUUCUGAAUACCCGUUUCCAGCCCGCGACACAAUGAGCCCUGGGCCCCUAGAGGACUUGAAGCACAACUGGAUCGCCACCACCGCCUUCUUCUGCCACAAUCAAACGUGGAUGAGAUAUGUCUGCGACAACUAUCUGUCAUUCCUCAGUCAUGUGCAUGCCUCCUUGGUCUAUCAGGAUCUCGAUGAAGGGUUGCUCUAUGAUAGCGAGCUCACUGUAUAUGGCAAGACUAUGAUAUUGAGACUGGUAAGCGACGGACUGGACACAGAUGAUGCUACCAUUAUCAGUAUACUACAUCUUCUCAUCAGCGAACUUGGUGGUCUUAACGAAGAUGUAUUCAACCUACAUCAAGAAGGCCUAGCAACAUGUUUGAGGAACUCGAGGGCUGGACUGAGCACCAACGUUGAGACAUUCAUGACCUUGGUUAUGCUUACCUUUGCCAUAUCAAGAGGACGACCCGAAUCAGCAGAACUCACCCCACGGCCAUCCGCUGAAGCCUGGUCCGAUACUGCCAGCCCGAUCUCUCCACUAUCUACCCCUUUGGAAAAUGUUCCACGAUUAUACCGUGGAUGCUCCGCUGGCACGAGUGAGAUUGUGGACGGCACACAACGGCGACCGGGGAGUUACGAAUUACAACUCCACCACAUUUACUCGCGACUUCUCUCAUUGCCCUCGACAAACGCCGACCUAGCACGGGACUGGAUUUACGAGAGCUGUCGCUUGGCCGCCUUGAUCUAUUGUCGGUCCAUCAUUCACGGGACAAGCUUUGCAGACUCGGCGAACACCAUGUACGCAAGCACCUCUGGAUCCAGGCCCGAUACCUUGCUUUCAGCCCUACACGAUGCUCUUGGAAGAACAGAUGUACAGAAUUGCUGGGGCUUUGAUCUUUCAGGCGUUUUUCUAUGGGUCACACUCAUAGGUGCAGCGGCAUCAUGGUCUUUGGAGGUUCCCUGGUCCGAAGCAACGCUGCAAUCCUUGCCGUGGAUGAGAAAGUGUUUUGCGCUCUAUGCGGUUCGCGCGGCCGUCUCGGUUCCUUUCGAGCAUGCCGAUACUACGAUAUUUGCUUUACGCACGAUGCUCCAAGUUCGACGAUGCCUGGCUGUCAAAUCCAGACACACGAUCGCUGAGCAGGCUUGA
This is a messenger RNA of Pyrenophora tritici-repentis Pt-1C-BFP, 1557 nucleotides long. RefSeq lists its product as uncharacterized. Lineage: Eukaryota; Fungi; Ascomycota; Dothideomycetes; Pleosporales; Pleosporaceae. The record is from RefSeq and is a predicted model, not a curated record.